AUUGGUUUGUUUUGCUUGCGUAAAUUGUAUUUUGUUUGUGCCGUGCGCUAAAUAUAGAAAUAGGUGCCGCAAAAACAUUCAAAUUUUGAAUUGGACAGACACACAUAUUCGAAAUAUGCAAUAUUAUUAAGCAACUAGCAGGUGUGUGUGCCCAUUUCCCAUUUCGUUAUUAGUUAUCCGCUGUUCGCAAUGGAAUCGAUAACGUCAAUGACAACGCCAUCAUCAUCUUCGUCAUCGUUAUCCAAAUCCAAAUCCUCAACGAUGAUCAUAAAGCGCGGCACUCGUAUUCUCACCGAAAAACCCUUUACCUACGUGCUCAAGUCCAAAUAUCGCUUGGAGCGCUGCGACAAUUGUCUGGAGGCGAUUCAAAAAGUGUUGAAGUGCUCAAAUUGCCGUUAUGUGACCUAUUGCAAUCGGGAGUGCCAGCAAAAGGCGUGGUCACUCCACAAACACGAGUGUCCGUUCCUAAAGCGCAUCCAGCCCCGAAUUGUGCCCGAUGCGGCGCGAAUGCUCUGCCGGCUUAUACUGCGUCUGGAGCAUGGCGGGGAUUUGGAGCGCGGUUAUUACACAGAGCACGGUUCGCGCAAGUUUCGUGAUUUAAUGUCGCAUUAUGCGGAGAUUAAAAAUGAUCCGAAACGCUUGGAGCACUUGGAGUCGCUGCAUGCUGUGCUUACGGACAUGAUGUCGGUUAGUGGCAGCAGCAGCACAGUGCCCAACAAAACUGAACUGAUGAGCAUUUAUGGACGCCUCAUUACGAAUGGUUUCAAUGUACUGGAUGCGGAGAUGAAUUCGAUAGCCACGGCCAUUUAUUUGGGCGUCUCGAUCACGGAUCACAGCUGUCAACCGAAUGCGGUGGCCACAUUUGAGGGCAAUGAACUGCAUGUGCAUGCCAUUGAGGAUUUGCCAUGCUUGGAUUGGUCCAAGAUCUACAUAAGCUACAUUGAUCUAUUGAAUACGCCGGAGCAACGACGUGCGGAUCUCAAGGAUCAUUAUUACUUCCUGUGCGUGUGCAGCAAAUGCAUUGAUCCCCAGGAGACACGUCAGAUGAAUGCCGCCGCUUGUCCCAAUCCCAAUUGCAAUGCUAGUGUCAACUUUGAGCUGGACAAGUGCCAGGAUUGUGAUGCCCCAGUGACCACAGAGCUGCGAGAUGCUUACAAUGAGAUAAUGACACUCACACAGACCAGUUUGGACUCCAUGAAAGAGGUGGCUUAUUUGGACAUGUGCAAGAUUUGCUUGACUAAGCAGUCGGGUUUGCUGCAUCCCUUGAAUGUGUGGCAUGUGAAGACAUUGGAUGCGGCUUUUGAGGCUGCCAUCGAUGUGGGCAAAUGGUCGGAUGCACUGGAGUAUGGACAAAAGUUGUUGCCAGGCUUUGCCAAAUAUCAUGGCGAAUGGAAUCCUCUGUUGGGUUUGCUGCACCUGAAGCUGGGCAAGAUUCAACUGUACGAGCGUAGUUAUAAACAGGCCGUGCAUCAUUUGCAGGAGGCUCAACGCAUUUUAACGGUUACCCAUGGACGAGAUCAUCGACUGCUGUUGGAGCAACUGCGUCCACUCAUGCUGCAGGCCCGGCACGAGAUGACAUAGCAUUCAAAUAAUAUAGAACAUAACAUUUAGUUAGACGUGAAUUAAUUGUUUUUGUAUUUAAAUUAAAGGCAUAUAGACUAUAAAUUUGAUUCUGUUUAAACGAUCUGUGUUAUGGCCUUGGCACGUCGAUCUGUAUCCUGGAAGAGUGCACGGAUCAGAUGCUUGAUCUCACUGGACUGAUAGUUGGCUGUCAAGGGACCAGCACCAUCACACCACAGCUCGGUAAUCUCCUUAAGCGACGCAUUCAUCAUCAUCUUGAGCUGUUGCAAUUUCUGCCAGGAACGCACCUGAACCACCUCGUUGGGAUCGUGAAAGAGUAAUGGUGCCUUCUCCAGCACCACAUCGAUAAGAUCGCUCAACUCACUGGCCAUGGUUGCCGAUAUGUCUCGCAACUUGAAGACACGCGUCACCAGCUCAUUGAUAAACGGAUGCAACAGCUCACAGAAGCUGCUGUUGUAGACAUUCUCCGGCAGAACCUGUUGCCACACAUUCUUCAGCAGCUCCAGCUGACGCAGACACUGACGCACCAGCUUCAAUGGCGCCGUACCCAAUGUGUGUGGACUGUCGAACUCU
This is a messenger RNA of Drosophila innubila, 2154 nucleotides long. RefSeq names its product histone-lysine N-methyltransferase SMYD3 (gene Smyd3). The transcript has 5 exons. The record is from RefSeq and is a predicted model, not a curated record. Gene Ontology annotation, molecular function: protein binding. NCBI's taxonomy places the organism in Eukaryota, Metazoa, Arthropoda, Insecta, Diptera, Drosophilidae. Bases 190 to 1581 code for a protein of 463 amino acids. Gene Ontology annotation, cellular component: nucleus.